Xyrichtys novacula (pearly razorfish) is the source of this 1501-nucleotide messenger RNA. The record is from the annotation of a GenBank genome assembly. NCBI's taxonomy places the organism in Eukaryota, Metazoa, Chordata, Actinopteri, Labriformes, Labridae.
AUGUGCGGCAGGAGGCUGGGGCUGUCCUGCAAGAACCUCCAGAAGGCCAAACACAGUGUAUUGCGAGGUAACAAUUAGACACACGGAUUGUAUGAAGAAUCAUGAAACUUAUGAAUGGCUUGACUUACUCAAAGGCCUUUCUGGCCGUGUUUCUGCGCCCGGUGAACAGGUGGUCAUGGCUGAGCCACCACCUGAUCAAAUGCUCAGUCUGCUCGUCCGUCCCUAAGAAAUACACAUGCUACUGGAAUGAACAAACCUUGGCUAAAAGUGGUAGAAGACAGAAAGCUGAUGAAUGUUUGGGUCUGCUCUCUUUCCCCUCGAAGUCAUGUUACAGUUUUAGACUCUUUUAAUGGAAAUUGUGCAAGUGAUGGAUGCUGUUGCAUUAUAUUCCUGCACUGCUUUAGAAAUUCACAAAGUAGCUUUUCCAUUACUUUCACUCACGUGGUGAUCGUUUGUUCAAUGAAAUCUGCCUGAUUACUGCAGCUGUGCAGUUUAAUAAUGGAAUAAGUGAGCUUUACCUCCAUGAUGUCGCCACAUAUUUGCUCAUAAAAUGAUUACUUGGGCAAAUAUGACACCAUGACAUGACAAAGAGAUACAACCGCACAUUUUUUAGGACAGUGUGUGAAGUUACAUGAUACUUACAUCUGUACUGCUGCGGUCCUGCCUGCUGCUGCCGCUCCGCCAUGGUGCGCGCUGCUGUGGCCAGCCGGCGUUUGCGACGCAUUUAAAUAGGCAGAGCAGCUGGUGGCGCUAGCAUCACAUGCGCUUCUACAACUUUUAAGAGGAUGAAGAAGAAACCCGAGGUGCAUUUUGGGUCGGUAGCAUGCCCGAAGGUUGCACUGCGACCAUACUACAAUGUGGGCGUGUCUAGUAUCUGAAGUAGUAUCGGAAGUAGCAUGCUACUCGCUCCAGUGGCCAAUUCGGACAUGCUACAUACUACUUCGACUACUGCUUCGACUACUACUUGGCAAUUUGGGCGCAGCUUCUGUCUCAUUUCAGAGACCUCACCGUCGAACGGUGCGUUUGAAGCGUGCAUGAUGUCAUCAUGCGGCGCAAACGGUGUCCCAUUUGGCACGAAAUGCUAAGCGCGCUUCAAAUUCUGUCUCAAAACCACACUACCCUUGCCCCUUUUUCAAGCGUGUAUUUAUGCACGCUUUCGUGCCGUUGGUAUCCCAGAAUUCUUUGCGUGCCGCUGCACAGCUACACAUUUCGGGUGAGAGGCUUGACUCGCUUGGAGACGCAGCGCGUCUUCAAAGAAGACUGUGUGUGUGUUGUGUGUGUCUGUGUAUGAAAGCUGAUGUGUUGCAUGUGAGUUAAUUUAUCUCCUUUUUGUGUUGUAGAUGAAUCUGUAUCCAGAAAAGAGAUCCACCAACUCAACCUGCAGUACAACCAGUUCUGUGAUGAUUAUGAAGCUCUGAAAAGAGAACUGCAUGCCACACAAGAAGAAAAUCAACAUCUGGGGGAACAACUUAAGAAGUCCUAUUUGGGUUUGAUUCCAUAA